GUUAUGACCACCUUGUAAUAUGUAUUCCCGCUCUUCAUCUACACAAAACCCUAAACCCCGAAACCAGUGAAGCCAAAAAAAUCCAAGUAUAGCUGCUUCUGUUUUUUGCUGUUUUUGGGUUCAACAACUGAAUUGACAAGACGGGUCUUCCUGUGUGGAUGCUUGGGUUGGGCGUGGAUCGGUUGCGGGCCGACAUGAAUCGUUUACUGGCCUUACUCUUCCACCAGGGAGUAUUGGAUGAGCAGUUCUUGCAGCUUCAGCAGCUACAGGAUGAGAGCUCCCCGAACUUUGUCUCCGAGGUUGUUAACAUCUACUUCCAUGAGUCGGAAAAGCUCUUAAAACACCUUAGAGGAUUCUUGAUGGAGAGGGAGUUUUCGGACUACAAGAAAAUGGGAAUCCAUUUGAAUCAGUUUAUGGGAAGCAGCUCCAGCAUCGGCGCCAAGAGAGUCAGAAACGUUUGCGUCGCUUUUCGCGCCGCUUCUGAACAGAACAACCGUGCCGGGUGUUUGAGAGCUUUGGAGCUGCUAGAACAUGAGUAUUGCUACCUGAAAAACAAAUUGCACGAACUGUUCCAAUGGGUUGGCUGAUAUAUACAGAUACAACAGCAGAGAGUUUUGGCAGCCGGAGUUAUAUACCCGAUGCACAACUAAUAACUGGUGGGCAUUUGAGUGGCGCCCUGCUGUUCGAGGUUCUUCGCUAAAAACCAAGCUAUGAUCCCCCAAAAGAGAGAUGGGUAAUGGUACUUUGAUGAGUUUUGAUGCGGACUGUCACCUCCGUCAGCUAGCUGCGUCUCUUGACUCUUGAAUGUAGAGUUGUUUGUUUUGAAUAAUAAUGCCUGGCUGUGAGUUUGAAUGCGAAUGAA
Molecule: messenger RNA, 862 nt
Organism: Alnus glutinosa
Lineage: Eukaryota; Viridiplantae; Streptophyta; Magnoliopsida; Fagales; Betulaceae
Product: pseudo histidine-containing phosphotransfer protein 6-like
Exons: 5
Coding region: 159-587 (142 amino acids)
Biological process (GO): phosphorylation; cytokinin-activated signaling pathway; phosphorelay signal transduction system
Cellular component (GO): cytoplasm; nucleus
Molecular function (GO): protein histidine kinase binding; histidine phosphotransfer kinase activity
Source: RefSeq, a predicted model, not a curated record